GUCUUGGGGCAGAUGCUCUUGCCGCAGCCUGGGAGUAUGAGUAUACGGAAAGCGGCGGUGAAGUGCAGCAAGAGGCUUCUGUGAACAGUGGGCAUUUCCGCUUUCGUCCGGGCUUUGUUCCUCGAAAGAUGUGUUCUUUCAUGGAAACCACAGGCUACUGCCAAAAAGGUGAUGCCUGCACCUUUGCCCACAGUGCUGAAGAACUGCAAAAUGCAGAGGGCAGCAAUUUUCAGGAAGUGAAGGGCGAUGUUCAGGAACCUCAGGAAGUUGAAGUUGAGGUAGUUGAAGAUGCGCCAGUCGGCCUGAAGCAGGAGAAACCGGCUGAUACGAAAUUGGAGACGGAGGCUGUGGCUGGGUCGCGCUUCCGCCCUGGCUUCAUCCCUCGAAGGAUGUGCUCCACGUUCGAGUCCACUGGCUAUUGUAAAUUCGCAGAUGCCUGCACAUUCGCGCACAGUCUCGAUGAGCUCGAGGGAGGCACCACAGUGCCGAAAAAUGUCUAUGUGCAGCAAGCGCAGGAAGGGGCAGAAGUUGCCCCCAACAGCAACGUUAUUGGGCCCAGGGUCUUUCAGGGCAAUUUCAGACCAUCAGUGCUUUGCAAAAUGUGGAUCAAGCACCCCUCCCAGUGCCAAGAUGGGGAUGCUUGCACCUUCGCUCACGGCCUCUUGGAACUGCGAGGCGAUUUGCAGGAACACUUGGGCAUGCUACGGACCAUAGGCUUCUUCGGUGCCAGGGCAAUGCCGGACCCUGACCCUACUGCAAUGGCGCUGUAUGCUGAAGCUUCACAUGGGUCAAAGGGCUCCAAGGGCUCCAAGGGCUCCUGGUCCAAAGGCAUGGGCUCCUGGUCGGGCAAGUCCGAUGCUUUUGCAGAUGCUGCCGCCGCCUAUGCCGCUGCUCCAAAUGAAAAGGGAGCUAGGGGAGGAAACAAUGGAAAGUUCAUGCCAGAGGAGACGCAUGUAGUGAACCGUUUCAAAGUGCGAAACUUCCCAUCCUUGAGGCCCGUGAAGCUCUGCAACUUCUGGGUCCAAAGCCCUGAGAUGUGCCAAAGGGGCGAGUCCUGCACUUUUGCACAUGGCGUGGCGGAGCUGAACCCUCAAGCGCUUGCCAUGAACGAGGGUGUCAGCCGCUUUCUACAUACAGGCUUUACACCAAGAGUGAUGUGCAAGAACAUCACGGGUAAGGGAAGUUGCUCCAGAGGCCUAUUUUGCAGCUUUGCUCACUCCGACUUGGAGAUGCAGUGA
Messenger RNA from Cladocopium goreaui, 1238 nucleotides. Lineage: Eukaryota; Dinophyceae; Suessiales; Symbiodiniaceae. The record is from the annotation of a GenBank genome assembly.